Misgurnus anguillicaudatus (oriental weatherfish) is the source of this 2675-nucleotide messenger RNA. RefSeq names its product peroxisomal biogenesis factor 11 alpha (gene pex11a). The record is from RefSeq and is a predicted model, not a curated record. Gene Ontology annotation, cellular component: peroxisomal membrane. Gene Ontology annotation, biological process: peroxisome fission. NCBI's taxonomy places the organism in Eukaryota, Metazoa, Chordata, Actinopteri, Cypriniformes, Cobitidae.
GACUGUGAUUACAAUUUAAUAAUGUACAAUUUACAUAAAAUGCACAGAGAGCGAAUACAGGUUAAAAGCAACAUAUUUUCCAUUGAAUUAACCCGUCAUAAAUAUAUUAUUUAAACGUUUAAAUGCUGUUUAAAUUACCCAUAGUUUUUUGUUACGAAUGUUUUUUUUAUUCAAACCGAAUUAUUAACGCAAACAUUGUAAAGUUUGUUCCUUGUUUCCGGCAAGUGUGUUUUGUAUGUUGCAUACACGGACUUUACCCAGUUCACGUAGCCACGCAGCUCCGUGAGGAUCUCCACGUUUAUUUACUAAAACGGAUAUUUAAUUUAUCAGUAUGCAUUACUUUUAAAAAGUUAUUAAUUCAUUAUUAACAAUAUUCACGUAUAGCACGGUUUUGUGGAGCACUACUGUUGCUGUCAGAUGGAAACUUUCGUCAGCUUCACUAACCAAAGUCAAGGCAGGGAUCGCCUAUUCAGGGCAACCCAGUAUGCGUGUGCACUGGCAAAAUACCUACUGAGAAAUGAAGCGAAAAGAAAAGCGCUGGUGACAAAGCUGCAGUAUCUGGAGUCCAAUAUGAGCUCUGGACGAAAACUAUUCAGGCUCGGGAACACUGUGAACUCCAUCCAUGCGGCCAAAAGCACUCUUCAAGUUUCUGACCCUGUGCUCCGCUUUUGCCUUACUGUGGCAAACCUCAACCGUGCCCUCUACUUUAUUUGUGACAACGUAAUGUGGGCCAGAAGUAUUGGACUCAUACAAGACAUCGACAAAGACCGCUGGAGCCUGAAUGCCACACGGUUUUAUUUUCUCUCCUUGAUCAUGAAUCUUACCAGAGAUGUGUAUGGCAUCAGCCAGCUUAUGAUGCAGAGGUCUCGGGAUAGAAACUACCAGCAGAAAGUCCACCAGCACCUUAAUGAAAGCCCGGAUGUGGCUUGUGUCAUCGUGCCUCAGCUUGAUGCUUUUCUCUUCUUGCUUUUCGAGAGCCUCAGUCACCCGUCUGUGGUUCUUGAUACUCUUAAAAAUGUUUGUGAUCUUUUCAUUCCUCUUGACACACUUGGUGUUUUCAAAACGAAUGCAGGGGUGGUUGGUUUCUGUGGUCUUGUCUCUUCUCUUUUAGGCAUACUGACAGUUCUGAAGCCUAACCUUAAAAUCAAGCCGUGAAGUAAAAAAAUGCUUCAUAAUUGAUGGUUUAUACACAAAUUUGAUCAAUGAUGAUAACUCAUUCUAACACUGGUACAACAUGCAUAAGGAGGAUAAUUGCUGAUAUAUAGAUUUAAAGGGACACUCCACUUUUUAAAAAAAUAGGCUCAUUAUCCAGCUCCCCUAGAGUUAAACAUUUGAUUUUUACCAUUUUGGAAUCCAUUCAGCUGAUCUCCGGGUCUGUUGGUACGACUUUAGCAUAGCUUAGCACAGUCUAUUGAAUCUGAUUAGACCAUUAGCAUCGUGCACAAAAAUAACCGAAAAGUUUCAAUAUUUUUCCUAUUUAACUCUUUACUCUUCUGUAGCUACUACAUCGUAUUGUACUAAAACCGACGGAAAAUUUAAAGUUGCGAUUUUCUAUGCAGAUAUGGCUAGGAACUUUACUCUCAUUCUGGCGUAAUAAUCAAGGAAUUUGCUUUUAACUUUUAAUUUUACGUUGGUCUUAGUACACGAUGUAACUACAGAAGAGUCAAGUUUUAAAUAGGAAAAAUAUUGAAACUCUUUGGUCAUUUUUAUGCUAAAAGUGGUAGCGCCAGACCUGGAGAUCGGCUGAAUGGUUUCCAAAACUGUAAAAAUCAAGUGUUUAACUCUAGGGGAGCUGAAAAAAAAGUGGAGUUUCCCUUUAAGUUUUGCACAUACUGUUAACAGACACAAACAAGGACCAACUGAGAUGUUAUUUUCAACCCAGCGUUGGGUCAAACUGGGACAAACCCAGGCAUUGGGUUAAAUAACCCAGAAAAUGCUUAUAUUUGACCCAACAAUAGAUUAAAACAACCCAUCAUAGGUUAUAUUACAACAACAGGUUGUACUUUUUACCCAACUCUUGAGUUGAAAAUUACCCAGCAUUUUUUUAUGGAUAACAAACUAGACAAUAUGUUGAACUUAACAACAGUGAUGUUUGAUUUAUUUUUCAAUGUGUAGAUGAGCUCACGCUUUGCACAAUUUUAUGAAAUAGAGUGCCUUAAUGCAUCUGCUAAUGAAUAUGUAUCAUAGCAGAGGUAAUGCAUGUGUAUAUUAUGCACUUUUUAAAUAUUUUAAUAAAGAUAUCACUUUGGUACAGACUGGAAUAAGAUUAAAAUUAAUGAUCAUCAUGGUAAAUUAACAUAUUUUUGACAGCGUCUCUUCUAUUGUAUUGACUUUCUUUGUAGCAGGUGCUCUUUGUGGGGCCAUAUGCACUGGGAGCAGAUAGUAAACUUUCUGAAAUAUUUGUUUAACGUUUAUGGUCCAUUAGAUGUAGAACCAUCUGUGGAAUAUCCUACCUCAAUUUUAGAGUAUUUUACUGAAAUGUAUUGCAGAAAAUGAACAGGCUGUAUUUAAUGUACCUUAGCUACCAUAGGAGUUUGUCAUUCAGUGGUUUUCUGCUUUGGUUUAUCAUUACUGAAAGCUGUUUUUCUGUAUGUUGUGGUUGUGAGCACAUACUGUUUUAAGCACAAACUGUUUUUAAGUACAAACUGUGAACUUAAUAAAGCAGCUUUUGCAAA